Molecule: messenger RNA, 243 nt
Organism: Penicillium psychrosexuale
Lineage: Eukaryota; Fungi; Ascomycota; Eurotiomycetes; Eurotiales; Aspergillaceae
Exons: 1
Coding region: 1-243 (80 amino acids)
Source: RefSeq, a predicted model, not a curated record
AUGGAGGGUGCAGGCGUCCAGGGGUCCACAACGGAGAAGAGCCCAGAUUGUUGCUGGAAGCCUGCAAGUCGCCCACCUGGAAGAGGCCUAAAAUGGCCAACAGUGGUCCUGAAAGCAGCAUGGUCUGAACCAUUGACUAAAUUGAAACAAGAUGUUUUAUUCUGGCUGAACGAGUCAAACCAGGAGGCCAAAGUCGCAUUGACUAAGAGUCGCUCGGAGGGGGAGGAAGACUAUCACCAUUGA